AUGGCCGAAAAUCCUUCACCUCCUUCUCCCAAAUCCAAACAAAAUGCUAUCCCAACCACCAUCUCUCCUAUUCAUCCUGCACUCACUGUUUCUAAUAUCACAAAUUUCAUCAAAGUCACCCUUGACAUUGAGAAAAUCCAAUACAAUACAUGGUCUGAACUGUUUAAAAUACAUGCCCAAUCAUAUGAAGUUCUUAACCAUAUCAUCCCCCCAUCAACAAUUGUUUCCACUUCAUCACCCUCUCUCAAAGAAAUUGACCCAUCUCUAUGGAAACGCCUCGAUGCCAUUGUUUUGCAAUGGAUUUAUGGAACUAUAUCCAUUGAUCUUCUUCAUACAAUUAUUGAACACGACUCCACCGCUCAACUUGCCUGGGAUCGCCUGUUUGAUAUAUUUUUUGAUAACAAAACUUCAAGAGCUCUACCUAGAGCAAGAAUUUUCCAGAGUUAG
Vicia villosa (hairy vetch) is the source of this 447-nucleotide messenger RNA. RefSeq lists its product as uncharacterized. The coding region runs from base 1 to 447 and encodes 148 amino acids. The transcript has a single exon. Lineage: Eukaryota; Viridiplantae; Streptophyta; Magnoliopsida; Fabales; Fabaceae. The record is from RefSeq and is a predicted model, not a curated record.